CACUGUAAAACGGGACCCUCCUGUAUACAUAUUACUGUUUUCCCAUUCAGGUGCUGGACGGUUUGGCAAAGUGUACACAGCCGUAAACAAUAACACAGGAGAGCUGAUGGCCAUGAAGAUUCUUCCACUGCAACCCAAUGAUCACCGCUCUAUACGACGCAUGGCUGAUGAACUGCGCAUCUUUGAGGGUAUCCAUCACACGCAUCUUGUCCAGUGUUAUGGUGUUGAAAUACACAAUGAUGAGAUGCUAAUGUUUAUGGAAUAUUGUGAUGAAGGCACUCUUGAGAGCUUAGCUGUAAGCACAGAAACUGGUCUUCCUGAAGAAAGCGUACGAAAGUAUACAAGGCAGCUGUUGGAGGCAGUUAAUGCAUUACAUGAACAGGGCAUUGUCCAUAGAGAUAUCAAAGGUGCCAAUAUCUUCCUGUCUGAUGAAGGCAAUACUUUGAAACUAGGAGAUUUUGGAUGUUCUGUCAGACUGCGUGGCCAUCAGACAGAAAUCGGAGAACUGGCUGGAAUAGUUGGCACACAUGCUUACAUGGCUCCUGAAAUUUUCCAGUCAAGUGAAGGCCAUGGUCGAGCAGCAGAUGUUUGGUCUGUGGGGUGUGUUGUUAUAGAGAUGUCAACUGGCAAGAGACCCUGGCCAGAAUAUGACAGCAGCGUGCAGAUAAUGUUCCGGGUAGGUAUGGGAGAGUCUCCAACUCUUCCCAAACAACUCUCAGAAGAGGGUCAUGAGUUCUUAGCUAGAUGCUUUGUUCAUGAUGCAAAAUCUCGGGCAACAGUUGCUCAGCUACUGGACCACACAUUUGUAAAGGUUGACACUGGAGAGGACUGUACAUCACUUCCUCUGUUCUCCCACACACCAUUUGUGCCUUACAUGAAACUUCUGUCCAAUACCUGAUUCACUUUGGAUUUUUAAUAAUACUUGAAAUAUUGAGAUGAUAUUCAUGUCUCAAGAAAAAGGCUUUAGGUAGCUAACGAUAAGUGUGUAUACAGUUUACUCUUAUUAUUCCUGAAAUAUGAAUAUUUAUAUAUAGUAUAUGAAAGCAUUUUAUUGUUUUCUCUGAGGGUUUAGCUCCUCACAGUAUUACCAGAUAUUGUACCAUUCAUAUAUAUUUAUAGAUACUGUACAGUCAAUCACUCAUUAUCUGGCUUUGAAGGGAGAGAGGGUGUGCAAAGUUUCUAAAAAAAAAUACCAGAUGAUGUAUUAGACUAAUAUUUUUUAUGAAUCAACCCCUUGAUGCCUACGAGGGGCUCUUCAUCAUAAUCCUUUUUACCAUUAAGUAUCUGUUUUAAGUGUUCUAUAUGUAAGAGUAAGGGGAUAGAAAGGGAGAUAUUGAGAAUACAUGGGUAGGGCAAUGACUUACAAACAUGGACUGUUUUAAACUUGAUUAAAUCUCAGUCUUAAACUGGUUUAUACUGACAUUCACAAGAAAAAUUAUUAGAAACAGAACAGUUAUGCGCAGGAAAUCCAAUGAACAUAUCUGGGACAAAAUGUCAGUGUCUUGGUCAUUUAGAGAGGAUAGAGUAAAAUAGGAUGACUAUGAGAGCCUGGCCCAUACCAUGAGGCCUGGUCUCAGACUGGGUCACAGGGACGUUGACCCCCGAAACCCUCUCCAGGUAAACUCCAGGUAAUGUAAGUCUGGGGUGGUGGGAAGGAGGAGUAAGGAGUCAUUCCUGGAAGGAUUGGCAGGAAGGAGUAAAGGAGGAUUUGAAUUCUAGGGGCUUAAAUAUCCAGCAGGCUUGUAUGUGUUAAAUAGGAUCGAAGGUAAGUGGUUUUUAUAAUUUAAUGUGCUAUUGGAGUAUGAGCAAAGUAACAUUUAUGGAGGGAUUCAGGGGAAACCAGUAAGCCAAACUUGAGCCAUCAAGGUGGGAAGGCAUUGCCUGCACUUUGAAGGAAGAGUGAGGAUGCUACAGUUCAGAGGUCACUUGGGCUGUGAUGUGAGCAUGCUUCUGGAGAGUAACUGAGUGAGUGAUGGUGAAAGUGUCUUUUUGUUUUUGGGUUAUCUUAGUGGAAGAUGGCCAGUGUGUUGACAAAACUUUUAUGUUAAAUUGGUUUAUGGCAACACAUGAUCAUAAGAGAAACCUAAAUGAAAGAAAAAUAAAACCACUGACUGCCAGUAUGCUUCAACAAAUAUAAAUUAUUUAAUUCAUGUUGAAAAUUUGAUUUAAAAAAUCUGAAAUAUCAUUUUCCCCCACAUUUUCAAUGAUAGAAAGAGGGAGGGAGGGAAGUACCGUUAUGUAAACAUUGCCACCAGCAGCAGCCCAACCUCACACGUGCAUUACUUUAUCACAAUAUAUGAGUUAACAACCAAACUGAUGCACACUGUGUAUGUAGUAGAUACUGUAUUGACAUUGUAUCCAGUUCCCUUUCAUUUGAACUCUGAUUAGGGGCUUGGUAUUAUCAUUUUUGGUUUGCUGUUUUUUGUUCAAUUUCUUCCAAAUUUUUUUGAAGAGUUUACAGGUGUGUGAAAAAUAGCCUAAAAAAUAAGUUUCAAGAAGAUUAGUGGAAUCACACAUAAUAGAAAGAAAUUGCAAUGUGGGAACACUUACCUGCUACUAUUCAAAUAUUUGCAAUGGCAAAAGCAGCUUUGUUACUGGUAUGUAACAGAGUAAUGGCAAAUCAAGUUUUUGUCAAAGAAAAAUUUUAUAAUCUACUUUUUUUUCCACCUACCCAAAAAAAAAAAAAAAAUUAAGUAGGGGAGAUGCAGAAUUUUUUAAAAAAUAUCUGCUCUAACCCCCACCUCCUCACAAAUGAAAAAAAAUCUGAGGACUAUUGCAAAUAUUUGCUCAUGGGCUUUUAAAAUAAUGACUACUGAAAGUGUAGUGUAAAAGCCAUUAUGACUGGUUCAUAAAUAAAACAUCCUUCAGUAAAUAACCAAAUAGCUCACCUUCAGGUUAUUUAAUCUUUUAAGGGUCGGUCCCAUAUAUGUAUGGCUUGAGAGCCAGUGUCGGUCCUGCAUUUAUAUGCCAAAAUUCUACGCCUUCAAAUCUGGUGGAAGAAAGCUGGUAGGCCUACAUAUGAAAGAAUGGGUCUACAUGGGCAGUGUGUGCAUUAUAAAAAAAAAUCCUGCAGCACGCAGUGCAUAAUGAGAAAAAAAAAAAAACGACAGUGUUUUUGGUUUAAAACUGACUGCAGUGUAUUUUCGUCUGAUUUUUAUGGUUGUAUUCUUGUUUUCUUAGUCUUGUAUGAUGGAAUGGAAGAUAUGUUACAGAAAUAGAGAUGAUUUUGAUUGGUUUCACAAUGAACAGUAUCUUGAAAUUGAGCUCAGAGUAGGCACAAGCAGUCUCAGCAACUCAUAGUUCACCAUGGCAUGUGGAGGUAUGAGCUCACAACACUAUAAAAUAUUGUAGAAUUGUACUAUUACUAUCAAUAAAGGCUAUCUAACUAUCAUAUUUAUUCCAGAAUAAUAUUAGGUAUAACAUAAAUAACAUAGAAGUAUGAUAAAGAUGAUCAAAUUAAUAAAAACUGACAUUAUAUAGAGAGGUAUUGAAGGGUGGGUGCCAAGCACCCACCCUUCAAUAUAGUGACGUCAUUUGUUUACUCUUGAACAUCUCCAAAGAAUCAAACAUUUCUGCUACUUUGAGCUCAGUUUCAAGGUACUUUUUGUAAGUAAUGCAGUAGUAUGCAUAACAGUAAAUCUUCUAUUUUGUGUGAAUAAAAAUCCCAAAUGGUAAUAAAUAAUAAAUACUACUGUCCUGCCAAGUGAAUGUAAAACGAAAGCCUGUAAUUGUUUUACAAGAUGGUAGGAUUGCUGGUGUCUUGCCUGUCUCAUAAAUAUGCAAGAUUACAGGUACGUCUUGCUACUUCUACUUACAGUUAGGUCACAUUACACAUACAUGUACUCAUUUAUUUAUACACACUCAUCUGAGUUUUCUUUGAUUUUAUCUUAAUAGUUCUUGUUCUUAUUACUUUUCCUUUUAUAUCCAUGGGAAGUGGAAGAAGAAGCUUUCCUCUGUAAGCCAUGCGUGUUGUAAAAGUCAACUAAAAUGCCGGGAACAAUGGGCUUGUAACCCUUUUUCCUGUAAUGAUUACUAAAAAGAAUAAGAAGAAGAAAAUUGUCAAAGUGGGAUGUCUGAAUGUGCGUGAAUGUUGUGCGAAUGAUAAGAAAGAGAUGAUUGUGGAUGUUAUGAAUGAGAAGAAGCUGGACGUCCUGGCUAAAGGGAAUGGGAGAAUUUCGGUGGAGAGAAAUAAAUGGGAUUAGGCCAGGGGUUUCAAAUAGAGUUAAAGCUAAAGAAGGAGUAGCAAUAAUCUUGAAGGAUAAGCUAUGGCAGGAAAAGAGGGAGUAUAAAUGUAUUAAUUCAAGGAUUAUGUGGAGUAAAAUAAAGGUUGGAUGUGAAAAGUGGGUUAUAGUAAGUGUAUAUGCACCUAGAGAAGAGAGAAGUGUAGAGGAGAGAGAGAGAGAUUUUGGGAAAUGUUGAGUGAAUGCAUGGGGAGUUUUGAACCAAGUGUGAGAGUACUUGUGGCUGGGGAUUUCAAUACUAAAUUGGGUAAAAAUGUUGUGGAGGGAGUAGUAGGUAAAUUUGGGGUGCCAGGGGUAAAUGAAAAUGGGGAGCCUUUAAUUGAGCUAUGUGUAGAAAGAGGUUUUGUAAUAAGUAAUACAUAUUUUAUGAAACAGAGGAUAAAUAAAUAUACAAGAUAUGAUAUAGCACAUAAUGUAAGUAGUUUGUUAGAUUAUGUAUUGGUGGAUAGAAGGUUGAUGGGUAGGCUCCAGGAUGUACAUAUUUAUAGAGGGGCAACUGAUAUAUCACAUCAUUAUUUAUUUGUAGUUACAGUUAGAGUUAGAGGUAGAUGGGACAAGAGGAAAAUGGCAACAACAAAUAAGAGAGAGGUGAAAGUGUAUAAACUAAGGGAGGAGGAAGUUUGGGUGAGAUAUAAGCAUCUGUUGGCAGAAAAGUGGGCUAGUGCAAGUAUGAGUAGUGGGGGGGGUUGAAGAGGGUUGGAAUAGUUUUAAAAAUGCAGUACUAUUAGAAUGUGGGGCAGAAAUUUGUGGUUAUAGGAGGGCGGGUGCAGGAGGAAAGAGGAGUGAGUGGAGGAAUGAUGAAGUAAAGGGUGUGAUAAAAGAGAAAAAUGUAGCUUAUGAGAGGUUUUUACAAAGCAGAAGUGUUAUAAGAAGAGCAGAGUAUAUGGAGAGUAAAAGAAAGGUGAAGAUAGUGGUGAGAGAGUGCAAAAGGAGAGCAGAUGCUAGAGUGGGAGAGGCACUGUCAAGAAAUUUUGAUGAAAAUAAGAAAAAGUUUUGGAGCGAGUUAAACAAGUUAAGAAAGCAUAGGGAAUGAAUGGAUUUCUCAGUUAAAAACAGAUGGGGAGAUGGAGGUAUUGGGUAGAUGGCAGGAAUAUUUUGAGGAACUUUUAAAUGUUGACGAAGAAAGGGAGUCAGUAAUUUCAUGCAUUGGCCAGGGAGGUAUACCAUCUUUUAGGAGUGAAGAAGAGCAGGAUGUGAGUGUGGUGGAGGUGCUUGAGGCAUUAUGUAGAAUGAAAGGGGGUAAAGCAGUUGAACUGAUGGGAUCAUGACAGAAAUGUUAAAAGCAGGGGAGAAUAUAGUGUUAAGAGUGGUUGAUAUUUUUGUUUAAUAAAUGUAUGAAAGAGGGGAAGGUACCUAGGGAUUGGCAGAGAGCAUGUAUAGUCCCUUUAUAUAAAGGGAAGGGGGACAAAAGAGAUUGUAAAAAUUAUAGAGGAAUUAGUUUACUGAGUAUACCAGGAAAAGUGUACGGUAGGGUUAUUAUUGAAAGAAUUCGAGGUAAGACAGAAUGUAGGAUUGUGGAUGAGCAAGGAGGUUGUAGAGUGAGUAGGGGAUGUGCAGAUCAAGUAUUUACAUUGAAGCAUAUAUGUGAACAGUAUUUAGAUAAAGGUAGGGAAGGUUUUAUUGCAUUUAUGGAUUUAGAAAAGGCAUAUGAUAGAGUGGAAAGGGGAGCAAUGUGGCAGAUGUUGUAAGUAUAUGAAAUAGGUGGUAAGUUACUAAAUGCAGUAAGGAGUUUGUAUGUUGCUAGUGAGGCUCAGGUUAGGGCAUGUAGAAGAGAGGGAGACUACUUCCCGGUAAAAGCAGGUCUUAGACAGGGAUGUGUAAUGUCACCGUGGUUGUGUAAUAUAUUUAUAGAUGGGUUCAGAUUAAAUUAUGGGGAAUCAAAUACAAAAUGUGAAUUGACACUGUUACUUUUUGCAGAUGAUACUGUGCUUAUGUGAGAUUGUAAAGAAAAAUUGCAAAGGUUAGUGGACGAGUUUGGGACAGUGUGUGAAGGUAGAAAGUUGAAAGUGAACAUAGAAAAGAGUAAGGUGAUGAGGGUAUCAAAUGAUUUAGAUAAAGAAAAAUUGGAUAUCAAAUUGGACAAGAGGAGUAUGGAAGUGGAUGUUUUCAGAUAUUUGGGAGUUGACGUGUCAGCGGAUGGAUUUAUGAAGGAUGAGGUUAAUUCAUAGAAUUGAUGAAGGAAAAAAGGUGAGUGGUGCAUUGAGGUGUAAGUGGAGACAAAAAAUGUUAUCUAUGGAGGCAAGGAAGGGAAUGUAUGAAAGUAUAGUGGUACCAACACUCUUAUAUGGGUGUGAAGCUUGGGUUGUAAAUCUGCAGCGAGGAGAUGGUUGGAGGCAGUGGAGAUGUCCUGUCUAAGGGCAAUGUGUGGUGUAAAUAUUAUGGAGAAAAUUCAGAGUGUGGAAAUUAGGAGGUGUGGAGUUAAUAAAAGUUUUAGUCAGAGGGCAGAAGAGGGGUUGUUGAGGUGGUUUGGUCAUUUAGAGAGAAUGGAUCCAAGUAGAAUGACAUGGAGAGUGUAUAAAUCUGUAGUGGAAGGAAGGCGGGGUAGGGGUCAUCUUCAAAAAGGUGGGAGGGAGGGGGUAAAGGAGGUUUUGUGGGCGAGGGGCUUGGACUUCCAGCAAGCAUGCAUGAGUGUGUUAGAUAGGAGUGAAUGGAGACAAAUGGUAUUUGGGACCUGACUAGCUUUUGGAGUGUGAGCAAGGUAAUAUUUAGUGAAGGGAUUCAGGGAAACCGGUUAUUUUUAUAUAGCUGGACUUGAGUCCUGGAAAUGGGAAGUACGAUGCCUGCACUUUAAAGGAGGGAUUUGGGAUAUUGGCAGUUUGGAGGGAUAUGUUAUGUAUCUUUAUACAUAUAUGCUUCUAAACUGUUGUACUCUGAGCACCUCUGCAAAAGCAGUGAUUAUGUGUGAGUGAGGUGAAAGUGUUGAAUGAUUAUGAGAGUAUUUUCUUUUUUGGGAUUUUUUGUCUUUUUGUGUCACCCUGCCUUGGUGGGAGACGGCCGACUUGUUAAAAAAAAAAAAAUAAUAAUAAUAAUAUUAUGUAUAAUAAUAAUACAUGUACAGUAUAAUAAUAAUAAUGCAUGUGAAGUAUAAUAAUAAUGUAUACUAUAAUAAUAAUUAUAAUAGACGGCUUCGAAGGGCCGUCACUAGAUGGCAGUGAAUACCACAAUAAUGCGGGAGCGAUUAUGGCCGCCUCCACUUGUCACAUAAUGACAUAUUUUAUUCAUUCUAGAGUAUAUAUCAGAUUUCUGUGUUAUUUAUAUUGUUUAUUAUGUCAUACUAGAUGAAUUGUCAUAGAUAAAUAAGCUGUAGAGUUGAUAUUAGGGAAAUUAUUGAAGUACAGUGGAACCUCAAAUAUCGAACUUUCUUCAGUCCAGAAGGCUGUUCGAGUGCCUUUACCGAAUGAAUUUAUUCCCAUCAGGAAUAAUGUAAAUUAGAUUAGUCCAUUUCAGACCCUCAAAAAUACACUUAUAAAAGCACUUACAAAAAUACACUUACAUAAUUGCUUGUGUUGGGAGCAGUUCGAUUUUUGAGGUUCCACUGUACAGAAUUCCACUGGAAUGGAUUAAUUCCAUUUCAUUUAAUUUAAAUGAGGAAAAUUGACUCUGCAGACAAGCAAAUCCAGGUGUGAGCAAGGUCAUGGAACGGAUUAAACUCACAAGCAGAGUUUCCAUUGUAUAAAUAUCCAUAUUUUUUUUUUUAAAGUGAGAGAGAGAGUGACAGCAUUUAUGAGUAAAGACAUAAGAAAGGAGUGUUUUCUGAAAUUUUCCCAGUUGUAUGUGUAGGUUUUCUCAAGUGUUCUCUACAUGGUGAGCACAUCAUAUGUGCGACAUAUAGGAGGGCCUCGAAUAACAUCGCUUUGUUCAGUGUCGUUUCAUUAUAACAUUGAGAAAAAAAAAUUGAACACAAUGGAUACAGAUUAAUGUAAAAUAAAAAUUGGUGAAGUAUACGAUAAUCAUACAAAUGCAUGACAAUCAACAAUGCAGUAUGAAAGCACUCAGCGAUCCCGCCAUAUUUGUUUGUUUCUAGAACUGCAUGGUGGUAGGAGGUGCUCCUUACAAUUUUUGCUUUGCAGACAUUUAUUCCUUGAUUUAACCUUGUUGCAAUGAGUGCUAAAGGUUCACUGUGUGCCCCUGAUGUCUGUGGUCACCAAAAAAAAAAAAGUGUGACAUUAGAAACAAAACUAGCCUUUGGUAAAUUGGCUUAUUAUUUCUUUGUACAGUGAUCCCUCAACAAUUGUAAGGCUCAAUAGUCAUAAUUUUUGAAAAUCAUAACAUUAUUUUCGUCAAAACAUUGGCUCAUGAAUUGUCGUUUGACUCGCAAAUAGCAGUUCGUCUGGGACGCGUACACACAGCCCCGAGCCACCUCACACUCCAUUCCCAGCCAGUGUGCCAUUGUUUAUCAGUGAGUGAGGAUGAUCCCACGAGUUCAUACGAUACAUUUCAUAAUAUUCCAUUUGUUGUAGUGCUUGCAACUGUGGCUCCAAAGAAAGCUUCUAGUGCCAGCCCUUUGGUAAAGAAUGUGAGAAACACAUUGUAGAAAAACACAUUGUAGAGAAACAGAUUGUAGAAAAAUAUGAAGGUGGUGGUAGAGUGGAAGCAGAUGUGAUAGUGGUAGAGGGUGGUAGUGAUGGUGGUAGAGGGUGCUAGCAGUUGUGAUAGUGGUAGAGGGUGCUAGCAGUUGUGAUAGUGGUAGACGGUGCUAGCAGUUGUGAUGGUGGUAGAAGGUGGUAGUGAUGGUGGUAGAGAGUGCUAGCAGUUGUGAUAGUGGUAGAGGAGGGUAGUGAUGGUGGUAGAGGGUGCUAGCAGUUGUGAUAGUGGUAGAGGAUGUGUAGUGAUGGUGAUAGAAGGUGGUAGUGAUGGUGGUAGCAGUUGUGAUAGUGGUAGAAGGUGUUAGUGAUGGUGGUAGAGGGUGCCUUCUUCAGUGAUUCAGCGAUUCUACCAAGUCCUCCAAUGUUGUUGGAGUUAUGUAGGGCUACAGAAAACACCGCCGCCUCAACUGCUGCUUCAUCACCAUUAUGGAUGGCUUAAUCACAGUGGCCCUUAUACACCCAACAACAACACAACACAACACACCUCUUGUGACAUACAUAAUGACUUAUUUUAUUCAUUCUAGAGUAUAUUCCAUGUUUCUAUGUUAUUAAUAUUGUUUAUUAUGUCAUAUUAGUUGAAUUGUGAUAGAUAAAUAAGCCGUAGAGUUGAUAUUAUUGUCAUAUUCUCCAACAAUAAACUCGCCUCCCCUCCUUCUGCCAUACACCAACAAAAGUCUUAAAUAAAAGGUAAGUGUGAUGUUAAGUGUUCAUUUAUACAUUUUAUUAGUGCUUUACAUUUAUUUGGCAUUCUUUUCUGCAUGUAAAUCUAUAUUUAAGCUAGGAAAGUGACCCCUGAAGUGACCUAGAGUCCUUAUGGAGGAGGAUUCCCCUUCCAAACAGUAACCUCCCUCCCCUCUCUCCUCCUCCCUGUCUUCCAUUCAUCAACAACAGCUUUCAAUAAAGGUAACUGUCAUGUUGAAUAUUCAUUCUUUUGUGCAUGUAAACCUAUCUUUAAAGUAAAAAAAAAAAUAUUGUUGUUGAAACUUCUGGGUGUCUGGAAUGAAUUAAUUGGAUUUACAUUAUUUCUUAUGGGAAAAAUGGAUUUGAAAAUCGUCAAUUUCGAUAAUAGUCACACUUCCAGGAACGGAUUAAUUACGAAAAACGAGGGGCCACUGUUCAUCAUUUCGCUUUAAGUCACAGUUUCCAAGAACCUAUCAACAGUGUUAAGUGAAGACUUACUGUACAUGCACAAGCAGGAGGACACACUGAACUGCCUUCCCAUUACACUCCUCAAUAUAUGUCCUUUUUUUUUUUCAAUUCUGCUGUCUGUAUUACAUUUUAAUGAUGUUUACCAUAAUUACUUAUUUUCAUCAAGCCUUUUAACCCUUAAACUGUCCAAACAGAUCUACGUUCACAUGCGUAGUGCUCCAAAAGUAGAUCUAUGUUUUUUUACACAUUUUCAAAUGUAAAAAAAAAAAAAAAGAAGGUCUACGUUUUUUACAUAUAGUGGACCCCCGGUUAACGAUAUUUUUUCAUUCCAGAAGUAUGUUCAGGUGCCAGUACUGACCGAAUUUGUUCCCAUAAGGAAUAUUGUGAAGUAGGUUAGUCCAUUUCAGACCCCCAAACAUAUACAUACAAAUGCACUUACAUAAAUACACUUACAUAAUUGGUCGCAUUGGGAGGUGAUCGUUAAGCGGGGGUCCACUGUACUUGCAAAUGUUGAAAAAACAUAGAUCAACGUUUGGACAGUUUAAGCGUUAAAGGUGAAAUAAUAAAAAUGUAAAUAAUAGCAUAAAUAUACUUCAUUUUAACCCUUUGACUGUUUCAGUCGUAUAUAUACGUCUUACGAGGUACCGUGUUUGACGUAUAUAUACUCAUAAAUUCUAGCGGCUUCAAAUCAAGCAGGAGAAAGCUGGUAGGCCCACAUGUAAGAGAAUGGGUCUGUGUGGUCAGUGUGCACCAUAUAAAAAAAAUCCUGCAGCAUGCAGUGCAUAAUGAGAAAAAAAAACUCGACCAUUUUUUUUUUAAUUAAAAUGCCGACUUUGUGGUCUAUUUUCGUAUAGUAUUUAUGGUUGUAUUCUUGUUUUCUUGGUUUCAUUUGAUAGAAUGGAAAACAUAUUAUAGAAAUAGAGGUGAUUUUGAUUGGUUUUACUAUAAAAAGAACCUGGAAAUGGAGAUCAAAGUAGGGGAAAUGUUUGAUUUUUGCCAAUGUUCAAAAGUAAACAAAUGAUGUCAUUGUGCAAUAAAUGUCCAACUAGCCAUUCUGAUAUGCAGUCAUGAAUGGAUUGACAUUAUUUGCACAAUUAUUACAGUAGUCUGCAUAACAGUGAAUCUUCUAUUUUUUGUUUGAAUAAAAAUUCAAAAUAGAAAGCAAGAGUAAUAUCAGAGGAGCCUGGAGAUGUGACUGAUGAAGAAAGAAAAUGUUAUUUUAGAGCCAGGAACAUCUGCAUUGUUCAUUAUGGAUCUUAUUUUGAAAUUGUCAUAUUUUUUUUAAUUUUCAUGAAAUUGGCCAAAUUGCAAAUUUCUGACCACGUUAUUGGGUAGUUGUAAUUGGUAAAUGGGCAGUUUCUUGUACUCAAUCGAUAGAAAAAACAGAGUUCUAAAGAAAUAGCUAUGAGUUUUGUUGACUGGAACAAUGGAAUUAGCCAAAAAUAGGGCUCAAAGUGGGCGAAAUCGCCGAUUUGUAAAUAUCACCGAGGUUACUAACUUUGCGAGAGCAUAAUUCCGUCAGUUUUCCAUCAAAUUUCGUUUUUUUUUUUUUUGGUGUCAUUACAAUCGGGAAAAGAUUCUCUAUCAUUUCAUAAGAAAAAAUAAUUAGGAGUUACGACAGUCAAGGGGUUAACAUGAGAUAUUGAUCACAACUGCACCCCAUAUCAACUCAUAUUGCAAUAAACACUGCAGCAAACUCCCUCCUGUCUGCAAGAAAGUUUCACAUAUUUUGUAACAAUGUCAGAUGGUGGUUUUCAUCAAUUUAACCCUUUGACUGUUUCAGGCCCCUCUCUGAAACUGUCAUUCUAUGUCGCUCAAUUUUUGAAAAAAAAAAAUUAUUUUUUCUUAUGAAAUGAUAGAGAAUCUUUUCCCGAUGGUAAUGACACCAAAAGUUCGAAAUUUGGUCGAAAUCUCGUGGAAUUAUGCUCCCGCGAAGUUAGCGGUCUCGGCGACAUAUGCGUAUCGGCGAUUUCGCCGACUUUGAGCCCAAUUUUCAGCCAAUUCCAUUGUUCCAGUUGACGAAACUCAUAGCUAUUUCUUUAGAACUCCAUUUUAUCUAUCAGCUGAGUACAAGAAACCUCCCAUUUACUAAUUUGGACUACCCAAUAUGGUGGUCAGAAAUUGGCAAUUUGGCCAAUUUCACGCAAAAUAAAAAAGAUGCCAAUUUCAAAAUAGGGUCCAGAAUAAACAAGGUAGACAUUCGUGGCACUAAAAUAACAUAUGCUCUGUUCAUUAGUCACAUCUCUAGGCCCCUCUUAUAUUAUUAUUGCUUUUAAUUUUGAUUUUUUAUUCAUACAAAAAAAUACAAAAUUUACUGUUAUGCAGACGACUGCAUUAUUGUAAAAAUGGUAUAAAUAAUAUCAGUCCACUAGUGAAAGAAUAUUAGACACCCCAGUUGACGUGUAUUGGACGUGUGGUAUGAUUUAUUUACUCUUGAACAUUGGUAAAAAUCGAACAUUUCCGCUACUUUGAGCUCAGUUUCAAGGUCGUUUUCAUCGUAAAAGUAAUGAAAAUCAUCUCCAUUUCUGUAAUAUGUUUUCCAUUUUAUCACCUAAGACCAUGAAAACGCGAAUACAACGAUAAAUACUAUACGAAAAUACACCUCAAAGUCGGCGUUUUAUUCCAAAAAAACGAUCAGAGUUUUUUUUUUCUCAUUACGCAAUGUGUGCUGCAGGAUUUUUUUUAUGUGGUGCACACUGACCACACAGACCCAUUCUCUCACAUGUGGGCCUACCAGCUUUCUCCCACUUGAUUUGAAGCCGCUAGAAUUAUUGAGUAUAUAUACGUCAGAAACAUUGGCUCGUAAGACGUAUUUAUACGUCGAAAACAGUCAAAGGGUUAACAAUUAAAAAUCCAUAAAAAAUUACCAAAAUUUCAAUAAUUACCCAAGAAUAUAUUACUAAUGACAUCAUCAUAUCAAAUGUCAUAAUUGCAAUAAUGCAUAUUUAGAAAUAUGGUAAAACAAUGAGAUGUGCACCAAUAUUUUACCAGAUUUUAGGACUAUUUUUGUUAACCCUUUGACUGUUGCAAGCCCCUUUCUGAAAUUGUCAUUCUAUCUCACAAAAUUAGAGAAUCUUUUCCCGAUGGUAAUGACACCAAAAGUACAAAAUUUGGUCGAAAACUCACGGAAUUACACUCCCGCAAAGUUAGCAAUCUCGGCAACAUAUACGUAUCGGCGAUUUCGCCGACUUUGAGCCCUGUUUUUGGCCAAUUCCGUUGCUUCGGUUGACCAAAGUCAUAGCUAUUUCUUUAGAACUCCAUUUUUUCUAUCAGUUGCAUACAAGAAACUGCCCAUUUACCGAUUUCAACUACCCAGUAAAGUGGUCAGAAAUUGGCAAUUUUGCCAAUUUCAUGCAAAUUAAAAAAGAUGCCAAUUUCAAAAUAGGGUCCAGAAUAAACAUUGUACACAUUCUUGGCACUAAAAUAACAUAUCCUCUGUUCAUUAGUAACGUCUCUAGGCCCCUCUUAUAUUACUAUUGCUUUCUAUUUUGAUUUUUUAUUCAUACAAAAAAUACAAAAUUUACCAUUGUAAAAAUGGUAUAAAUAAUAUCAGUGCACUAGUGAAAGAAUAUCAGACUCCCCAGUUGACGUGUAUUGGACGUGUGGUGUGAUUUGCUUACUCUUGAACUUUGGUGAAAAUUGAACAUUUCCACUACUUCGAGCUCAAUUUCAAGGUUGUUUUCAUCGUGAAACUAAUCAAAAUCAUCUCUACUUCUGUAAUAUGUCUUCCAUUUUAUCAUGUGAGACCAUGAAAAUGAGAAUACAACGAUAAAUACUAUAUGAAAAUACACCUCAAAGUCGGUGUUUUAAUCCAAAAAAAUGGUCAGUUUUUUUCUCAUUAUGCACUGCGUGCUGCAGGAUUUUUUUUAUGUGGUGCACACUGACCACACAGACCCAUUCUCUCACAUGAGGGCUUACCAGCUUUCUCCUGCUUGAUUUGAAGCCGCUAGAAUUUACGCGUAUUAAUACGUCCGAAACGGUGGCGCAUAAGACGUAUGUAUAUGACCAAAACAGUCAAAGGGUUAAACUUUUCUUCUUCUUCUUCUUCUUCUUCUUCUUCUUCUUCUUCUUCUUCUUCUUCUUCUUCUUCUUCUUCUUCUUCUUCUUCUUCUUCUUCUUCUUCUUCUUCUUCUUCUUCUUUCUUUCUUUCUUUCUUUCUUUCUUUCUUUCUUUCUUUCUUUCUU
Cherax quadricarinatus is the source of this 14160-nucleotide messenger RNA. Its product is annotated as mitogen-activated protein kinase kinase kinase 4. The record is from RefSeq and is a predicted model, not a curated record. Gene Ontology annotation, molecular function: protein kinase activity; ATP binding. NCBI's taxonomy places the organism in Eukaryota, Metazoa, Arthropoda, Malacostraca, Decapoda, Parastacidae. Gene Ontology annotation, biological process: protein phosphorylation.